UCAGGCCCGGGCCGCUACAGCCUGCAGCUGGCAGGAAGGGGAGGGCCCAGCGGGUCGAGGGGCAGCCCCCGAACGGGCUCGGGGCUGGGUCGGAAAAGCUGCCUCACGGGCGCGCCCCGUCGCCCCCUCCGCUCCCUCUCUUUUCCUCUCUCCCUCCCAGCGCUCCCCGCCUGGGCCUCCCUUGCAGUCUCCGCUGCGUCCUCCCGGAGGCAGCGCUCGUCGCGGCCUCGCCAUGUCCCAGCCGGGCCAGAAGCCCGCCGCCUCCCCGCGGCCCCGGCGCGCUGCAGCGGCCAGCCACACCCAGGAGCAUGCCAAUGAUAAAAACGGUGGAUCACCGACCAGAUCAGGAGACAAGAAAGGAUCAGAUGAGAAAAAUACAAGAAGCCAUGGGAGCAGUCAACCCUCCAGAACCCACGCUGGUGGAACAGCCCCUGCCACCAAGGUGUCUACUUCCUCUGCUCCACCCAGCAAGCCUUCCAGUAUGAAUCCCACAGAAACCAAGGUCAUUCCAAUCAGGGAACAGAUGGAAGGACUGCAUCCUCCUAACAAGAAAAGACACAAAACACAGGCUGCAAAAAUAGAACCUGAAAAGAAGUCACAGUCAACUAAACCAUCUGUGAUUCAUGAGGAAAAAACCCAAGAAGUAAAGCCAAAGGAACACACAGAGCCAAAAAGCCUACCCAAACAUGCAUCAGAUACAGGAAGCAAGCAUGCUCAUAGUGAAAAAACAGUUUCCAGAUCAAGUGAGCAGCCGACAUCAGAGAAAUCAACAAAACCAAAGACUACACCACAGGACACAAUUUCUGCAGGUGGAAAGAGUAUUGCUGGUGUAGCUGCAAUAUCUAGCAAACAGGAUGACAAGUCAGGUAUGGAUGCUGCUUUGGAUGACUUAAUAGACACUUUAGGAGAACCUGAAAAAACUGAAGACGAUAACAAAACAUAUACUGGACCUCAAGUUUUGGAUCCAAUGAGUUCUACCUACAUAGAGGAAUUGGGUAAAAGAGAAUCCACAAUUCCUCCAAAAUACAGGGAACUUAUCAAUAAAAAAGAUGGGAUCACAGGGCCUCCUCCAGAUACUUCGAAACCCAUGGGACCCGAUGAUGCCAUCGACGCCUUAUCAUCUGACCUCACCUGUGGUUCUACCGCUGGUGGAAAGGAAACAGAGAAAGAGAAAUCCACGGGAGAGGUUUUGAAAGCUCAGUCAGCUAGGGUAAUCAAAAGUGCUGCUCCACCCCACGAGAAAAAAAGAAAGACAGAGGAGGACACAAUGAGCGAUCAAGCACUAGAUGCUCUUUCAGCUUCCCUGGGCAGCCGGAAGUCAGAGCCUGAGCUCGACCUCAGCUCCAUUAAGGAAAUCAAUGAGGCAAAAGCCAAAGAAGAGAAACUAAAGAAGUGUGGUGAGGAUGACGAAACAGUCCCAUCGGAGUACAGAUUAAAACCAGCCACGGAUAAAGAUGGAAAACCACUAUUGCCAGAGCCUGAAGAAAAAUCCAAGACCCUGAGUGAAUCAGAACUCAUUGAAAAGCUUUCAGAAGAUUUUGACCAGAGCAAAUGUAAAGAAAAACAAUCUAAGCCAACUGAGACAGCAGAAGAAUCUCAGGCUAGCGCCCCGGCUCCCGUGGGAGAGGAUGUGCCUCGUGCCUCCUUGUGCAGCAUACAGUCAGCACCACCCAAGCCAGCUACCUCGAAGGGCGCGGUGCCCGAUGACGCUGUAGAGGCCUUGGCUGGUAGCCUGGGGAAAAGCGAAGCAGAGCCAGACGAUGGAAAGCCUGUGGAGGAUCAAGUCAAGGAGAAAGCCAAAGAAGAGGAUCGUGAAAAACUUGGUGAAAAAGAAGAAACAAUUCCUCCUGACUAUAGAUUAGAAGAGGUCAAGGUAAACAGAAUUCAGUUGAAACAAUGA
This is a messenger RNA of Hipposideros armiger (great roundleaf bat), 1900 nucleotides long. RefSeq names its product calpastatin (gene CAST). Gene Ontology annotation, molecular function: calcium-dependent cysteine-type endopeptidase inhibitor activity. The coding region runs from base 233 to 1900 and encodes 555 amino acids. The record is from RefSeq and is a predicted model, not a curated record. The transcript has 22 exons. Lineage: Eukaryota; Metazoa; Chordata; Mammalia; Chiroptera; Hipposideridae. Gene Ontology annotation, cellular component: cytoplasm.